AUGGAACCCAGUAACCAAACCUUCCUAAAAGAGUUUAUCUUAGUUGGGUUUUCUCAAAACAUGCAGCUCUGCGUAUUACUUUUUGUGACAUUGUUGCCAAUAUAUGGUUUUACCCUUUUUGCAAAUAUAUUUUUAAUUGGUACUGUUCUAAUCAGUCCCAAACUUCACCUGCCUAUGUACUAUUUUCUAUGUCAUCUCUCAAUCAUCGAUGUGUGCUUCUCAUCUUUGUGUCUUCCAAAAGUGCUGAUAGAUGCUCUUUCCAGGCCAAGGACAAUAUCUGUCCAAGCUUGCGUGGUGCAAAUGAACAUUGGCUCAUUCCUUGGGUGGGGCACCCAGUGUUUGAUCUUGGCGGUGAUGGCGUACGAUCGUUAUGUGGCAAUAUGCUUACCCUUGUAUUAUAAAAUCAUAAUGAACUGGAAGAUGUGUAGAAACAUGACUUUAUUUGUGUGGUCUGGGAGUUUGCUCAUGUCUAUAAUCCCACCAAUUUCACGGCCUCUGGUGUUCUGUGCAGAAAACAAACUGGACCAUUUUACUUGUGAGAUACUGGCGGUUCUUUAUCUGGCCUGUGGAAACGUCGCCUUUUAUCAAGUAGCUAUACUCUUUGUAGGUUUGAUAACCCUUGUAGUUCCUCUAGUGUUCAUUGUGGUGUCUUACAUCCUUAUCAUUUCCUCCAUAUUAAAGAUCCGGUCUGCUGGCGGAAGAUACAAAGUUUUUUCUACCUGUGCUUCUCACCUGACUGUUGUCUCACUUUUCUAUGGGACGUGUAUUACCAUGUACAUGGGGAAAACCACAAGUUUUUCUUCAAAUCAGAAAUAUAUCUCUGUGGUUUAUGGUGUUGCCAAUCCUGUGUUAAAUCCUCUGAUAUAUAGUUUGAGAAAUAAUGAGGUGAAAGAAGCAUUUCAGAAAAUAGUGAAUAAAAAAAUCUUUUCCAAAAGAAAUGUGCUUCCACCUUCACCAGUGUGA
Molecule: messenger RNA, 963 nt
Organism: Staurois parvus
Lineage: Eukaryota; Metazoa; Chordata; Amphibia; Anura; Ranidae
Source: the annotation of a GenBank genome assembly